Molecule: messenger RNA, 969 nt
Organism: Contarinia nasturtii (swede midge)
Lineage: Eukaryota; Metazoa; Arthropoda; Insecta; Diptera; Cecidomyiidae
Product: pickpocket protein 28-like
Exons: 3
Coding region: 1-969 (322 amino acids)
Biological process (GO): sodium ion transmembrane transport
Cellular component (GO): membrane
Molecular function (GO): ligand-gated sodium channel activity
Source: RefSeq, a predicted model, not a curated record
AUGGCUUCAAGCAAGAUGAUCACGAACAAAACUCCAACUGCAUCUGGAUGGACACUUGAAGGUGGCUAUGUAGAUGGAUUUAAAGGCAGAACUUAUCCAAAUCGUGUGAUUGGUUCGGAUCGAAAGCAUUCGUUGGAUUUGGUACUUUCGCUAAACGAACAAGAUGAGCCUUUUGUGUGCCAUUUAUUUUUAAGCGGAUUCACGGUACAUUUGAAUCCACCUGGUGAACAAAUAUCCGAAUUCCAACUUGGCUCUGACGUUGAGACUUCGGUCGACGUAAAAAUAACGAUAAAACCGAAACUAAAAAGUAUCUCAAAAGGUCUAAGUGCUUAUAAACCAAAUCAACGUCAAUGUUUAUUCAAUUCCGAAAAGCGAUUGCGUUUCUAUAACAUUUAUACGAAAAUCAAUUGCGAAGAGGAGUGUUUGGCGAAUUUCACCAGAAAUGAAUGUGAAUGCGUAAAAUUUUCAAUGUCAAGGGAUAAGGAUACAAAAAUUUGCGGUGCAGCAAGUAUUAAUUGCUAUAAAAUGGCAAGGAAGAAAUAUGAGUCUUAUGAUGGUAAACUAUUUCGUGACGAAUGUAAUUGUAUGGACUUGUGCAUUAAUAUUCAGUACGAUUAUGAAAUUAAAAAGAAUAAUUUGUUGAUGAUGAGCGAGAACAACACUGGAGGAUUUCAAAAGAGUCAUACAGGGAAAUACAUUACAAGCAUUGGCAUUGGAUUUAAGGAGACAGAAUUUAUAAAUACAGUCAAAAGAAACGAACUGUACACCUUUGCUGAUUUCUUAGCUAUUUGUGGUGGUUUGCUUGGUUUAUUUAUGGGCUUCUCAGCUUUGAGCUUCAUCGAGCUCAUUUAUUUUGCCACUUUACAUUUGUUCUGGAAGCUUCGAUAUUUAAAAGCGAAAAAUGCUGUGGCACCAACUCAACUAGUGAGGAAUGUGAGGCGACACCAAGAAGUUAAUGCCUGGAUGUAA